Prunus armeniaca (apricot) is the source of this 642-nucleotide messenger RNA. The record is from the annotation of a GenBank genome assembly. NCBI's taxonomy places the organism in Eukaryota, Viridiplantae, Streptophyta, Magnoliopsida, Rosales, Rosaceae.
AUGGAGCUUUCCGAGAUCAAAGAGCUGCCGAAGAAGCUCCUUCGGGAGAAGGCGGGUCGCACUUUCCGCCUUCAAGCUUCGGCCUCGAUGGAUAUGUGGUUGUGCGUUAAGCGAGCCAUCAAUGCUGCCGAGAAAGCGAAGAAGGCCUACAAGGACGGUAGGGCCAGGGUUGCCGAGGCUGGCAAGGCUAUCCAGGACCAUGCCAACUUGGCGAAGGAUUUGCAGGCUGCUGAACGGCAGGUCAGGGUUUAUGAGUCUAAGUUCGCCGAUCUGUCGGCAGCCCUGGAGUCGGCGCGGCUAUCGGCAAGGGAGGCUCUGGAGGUGAAGGAGGCCGUCGAGAUGGCUUUGGAGGAGUCGGAGCGGGCCAAGGCUUCGGAGAUCGAGGCUGCUGUCCAAGAGGCUAUCCGGAAGUACCGUCAUUCUUCCGAUUUCUCCACCUUGCUCGACAAGGAGGUGGGUUCGGAGAUGGUGGAUCUCAUCUACCGUUUUAAGCGGUACAACCUUAGGACGAAGCUGAAUUUGAACUUUAUUGCCGAUCCCCCUCCCCUUCCCGAAAUGAUAGAUGAGUAUGAAGGGGAGGACGCUCCAGGAGAGCAUACUGCCACUGGUACCGAAAAGGCAGAUGCCGAGGAGGCUACUUGA